UAUUCUAAAAAAAGAACAUUAUAUAUGUGUUCCAGCUGAGCCUUGUGUAAAGAAUGAUAAACACCAUGGAGGUGGUUGAAUUCAAGGUACGUUUACACUGCAAAGCUUGCGAGAAAGCUGUCAGGAAAUCCUUGCUCAACAUCAAUGGAGUAAAAUGCGUGGAAAUAGACAGGGUAUCAAAUAAGAUCACAGUGUUGGGAUAUGUGGAUUGCAAAGCGGUGGUGAAGGCCAUUCACAAGACGGGGAGAAGAGCCGAGGCAUGGCGGCCAUCAUCAUCAGCAGCAGCAGCACAUGGAAGGGAUGAGAACUUUAGUCCCAGGCUUCCUAAAGGCUUUAGCUGCAUUAUUCCUCGAUGGGGUUACCGUAAAGUUUGAAGAGUAGUCUGUGUUCAUCACAACGCCUUCUUUUCCUAUGCCUU
Hibiscus syriacus is the source of this 418-nucleotide messenger RNA. Its product is annotated as heavy metal-associated isoprenylated plant protein 28-like. Bases 54 to 374 code for a protein of 106 amino acids. The record is from RefSeq and is a predicted model, not a curated record. Gene Ontology annotation, molecular function: metal ion binding. The transcript is spliced from 3 exons. Lineage: Eukaryota; Viridiplantae; Streptophyta; Magnoliopsida; Malvales; Malvaceae.